This is a messenger RNA of Polychytrium aggregatum, 1145 nucleotides long. Its product is annotated as PITH domain-containing protein. The transcript is spliced from 8 exons. The record is from RefSeq and is a predicted model, not a curated record. Lineage: Eukaryota; Fungi; Chytridiomycota; Chytridiomycetes; Polychytriales. Bases 154 to 1023 code for a protein of 289 amino acids.
CCUUGGAACUGCAUCCGUGAUCGCUCUUGCCGACCCGCGCCCAGCAGCCGCAGACCGAACAGCCAAACAGACCGAACAGACCGAGCAGAUCGCCUGCCUGCAUCCAAAGCCCUGCCUCUCCCUCUAUCGCCGUCCUUUGCCCGCCUGACCACCAUGUCGCUUGUUCGCUCCAUUGCCUCGCACCCGGACUAUCUGAGCCUGAUCUCCUCCCAGCCGCCGACCAAGCUGGUCGUUGUCGAUUUUACAGCGGCUUGGUGUGGUCCCUGCCAACAGAUCAAGCCUGUGUUUGCGGAUUACAGCAAGCGCUUCACACACGUUGUCUUUGCCCAGGUGGAUGUGGACCAGCUCCAGGAAACUGCCCAGCACGCCGGGGUCACGGCAAUGCCGACCUUUCAGUUCUACAAGGCCGGAAACAAGAUCGGCGAGCUCAAGGGCGCUGACCCAGCAGCUCUGCUGAACCUCAUCAAGCAACAUCAAGGCCCCGCCGAAGAAGGGCCGUCUGCCGCUGUCUCUGGACAUAUCGACCUGAGUGACUUUAUAAGCAAGAAUCAAGUUGAAUGCUUGAACGAGAACGACAAACACACUGUCCGCAAUAUCCUCGAGAAGAACGACGCCUAUCUCGAGAGCGAUGUCGAUGAACAGCUCAUCAUCUCGAUUCCCUUCAACCAGGCCGUCAAGCUGCACUCGAUCAAGAUUGUCGCCGACAAAGAAACGGCACCCAGAACAAUCAAGACCUUUGUCAACCAGGCCACGACGCUUUCGUUCGAUGACGCCGAGAGUCGCCCCGAGGUCGAGACAAUCGAGUUGGCCGAAAGGGAUUACGAAGCAACAUCGAUUGUGGGCCUGAGGUUUGUCAAGUACCAGAACGUCCACAGCUUCACGCUCUUUGUGGCUGACAAUCUGUCCGGCUCCGAGACGACGCGGAUCAAGCAAAUCAUCCUGUAUGGCACGCCGGUGGAGACCACCAAGAUUUCGGAUCUGAAGAAGGUCGAGCACACGCACGCAGAUGGCUCGAAACACUGAGUUGAUGACGUUGUGCGGCCAAGCAGUGCAUCCACGGCCGAUGGAUCAGAUGGGAUCCAUCAUCUGUCUGCGGCACCAUGCAUAGAGCAAUAGCAAUACAGCUUUCUGGUCUUUGCUUGCGA